GCGGGCGGGGCGGGGCUGCCGUGCGGGCUGCGGGCCGGGGGCUGCGGGCCGCUCACCGCGACUCCUGCCGCCGCCCGGGGACGAGGACGAGGCCGCCGCGCCCAUGACCGUCGCCCCGGCCGGGGAAGCCGCCGCCCGCGCCCCGCAGAGAGGCAGAGGCGCCCCUGGCCCACGUCAUGGCUGUGACUCCGGUGCGCGCGGGCUGGACGCUGCUCAGGGCAUUGCUGCGCUUCCUCUUCAUGGUGGCCAACAACCUGGUGGCCAUCCCCGCCUUCGUCUGCUACGUGCUGGUGCUGCAGCCGCUGCGUCUGCUGGACGGGCGGUGCUUCUGGCGCCUGGAGGGCCGCAUGUACAAGUGGCUGCUGGGCAUGGUGGCCUCCUGGGGCUGGACCGCCGGCUACACAGUGAUGGAGUGGGGGGAAGACAUUAAGGCGAUCUCGACGGACGAGGCGGUGAUGCUGGUGAACCAUCAGGCGACGGGGGACGUGUGCACACUCAUGAUGUGUCUCCAGGACAAGGGACUGGCUGUUGCUCAGAUGAUGUGGUUGAUGGAUCAUAUCUUUAAAUACACAAACUUUGGGAUUGUGUCUUUGAUUCACGGAGACUUCUUCAUAAGACAGGGGAAGUCGCACCGCGACCAACAGCUCCUCCUUCUCAAGAAGCACCUGGAGAACAAUUACAGGAGCAGAGAUCGGAAGUGGAUCGUCCUGUUCCCGGAAGGGGGCUUCCUCCGGAAGAGGCGAGAAACCAGCCAGGCAUUCGCCAAGAAGAACAACCUACCAUUCCUGACACACGUCACUCUGCCAAGGAUCGGGGCCACCAGCAUCAUUCUGAGCUCACUGGUCGCGAGACAGGAGAACGGGAGCCCGGCAGGAGGAGACGCAAAAGAACUAGACAGCAAAUCGAAAGGCCUCCAGUGGGUGAUAGACACAACCAUAGCAUACCCCAACGCCGAGCCCAUCGACAUUCAGACCUGGAUCCUUGGGUACAGGAGGCCGACGGUCACACACGUGCACUACCGGGUCUUCCCCAUUAAAGACGUUCCCCUGGAGACGGACGGCCUUUCCGCAUGGCUCUACCAGCGCUUCGUUGAGAAAGAGCACCUCUUAGCCCAUUUUUAUAGAACAGGGGCGUUCCCGCCCGCCCAGGGCCAGAAGGAAGCUGCGUGCCGGGAGAUGACCCUGAGCAACACGUGGAUCUUCCUCAUCCAGUCCUUUGCGUUUCUGUCGGGCUGCCUGUGGUUCAGCGUCCUCCGCUCCUUCUACCGCUGCCUGUUCUAGGAGCUGACUGACUCGCCAGCACCACAGGCUCCAGGCCUUGGGAACUGCGCCCCUUCCGCACAUUAAAAGAACAAUGAGAAUUCCAUGGACAGAUAGAUGAGAUGAGAAUUUGCCAGCCCCCCUUGGGAUGUUUUCAAACUGCUGAAAUCAAGAUCAGUAGUGUGAACGAGCCACUCAUAUAUCUCAAGGACUUUCCGUGUCUUGAAAACACGGGAAAACAUUUUGCCAUGCAUCACGCCAGCGGCACAUCUGGAGAAGAAACCAGCGGAGAAGGGAGCCCGGAACAUAGACCGGUGUUCACCGAGUUCGCGCUCAGAGAGCUGCCCCACCCCUAGACUCCCAGGCCGGCGGGGAGCCGGCUGCCACCCUGCACACAGCGACACCCCCCUCCCCCCUCCCCCCUCCCCCCCGGCCGCAGCCUCCCAGCCAGGUCUCUGUCAGGCACGCUGCAGGGGGAGAGCGGCGCCCCCCAGCACACCCACAUCCGGACGAGCACCUCCGGUGAGGGGUCGCCAGCCCUCCUGCCUGUGGGAGGCCUCGUGGAGACACAUGCACGUGCCCAGAGAUGAAGGGAGGCCCGUCAGGAGCAAGACUCUGGAGGCCGCCCGUCCCCAAGGCCACCUGUGCCCCAGCGCCACCCGUGUGUGCGCACAGCUGCCCCCGGCAGCUCAGCGGCUGUGUCUUCUUCCCUGUCAGCCCAUUCACAACAACAGCAUUUGGGGGCGACUGGAGCCAAGUCAUGGGGAACACUAGAAGGAGCCCUCUGUGGCAAAACCCAUGGGCUUGUUUGGUAGCGAGCGGAAGCCAGGCCCGGUCCUCACAGGGGAGCCCGUCCCCCCCUCCCCGCCCGGGGCGGCCCCGCAGAUGCUGCGGCCACGGCUGCCUUCUCUCUCCCAGUUGUGUUUGAAGAGGCUGAAGUCAAGUUUCACUUUCUGGAAAACUUCUCUGUGUCUGUUUUGGCUGUGGUCCCUGCAGCGUACCUCACAAGAGAGCCAGGCUCCGCUCAGCGCCCCGUGUGCCCACCCGCACCGCGAGGACCGGGCCUGGGCUUCCAGGCUGAAGCUCUUAGUCAGUCAGUCAGUCAGUCGGUCGGUGGUAGUUGCCUGUGGCACGAGCCCUAGAGAGUCCCACAUCGUCACCGGCCAUACAAUUGUGAGAAGUAGGCCAUAAACUUUAGAAAAUGGAGACUCGUAUUUCCUGUCCUUGAAAGAAGACAGAAGUGAGCAGAUGUGGAGAAGGUUACGCGGCCCCGGCGUGAGCGGACCCCCGUGAGGCGUCAGGCGUUGGGGACGGCACCUCACCGGCCAUCUGGCCACAGCUGGCGAGACACAGUGUUCACAAGUUCGGGGUGGCCGUGGCCACUGGAAGGGUUUUGUUUUGUUUUGUUUGAUCAGAGCAUUUCCUGAUGCUCUGUAGCAGCCAGGAGACAGCAGCUCGGCUCGGAGGGGCGGGUGAUGGCAGGAGGAGGCCAGCGGACUCCGAGAGGAGCUCCUGGGGUCGGGCCGGGCCGGGCCGGCGCCACACUCGGUCCUGCCAGCGGGUCCAGCUGCCCUCCAGAGCGACCGCCACACGGGGAGCGGUGUCGCGCCUCCCGUCCUCACCGUGCCCGCGCUGUGACUCCCUCGGGGCCCGCGUCGCCUCAGCAGCGCUGAGCGAGUUGUGUGUGGAGACGAGCGCACCUGUGCGCUGUAAAUAGACCUGUGUUUGAGCUGCC
Molecule: messenger RNA, 2994 nt
Organism: Erinaceus europaeus (western European hedgehog)
Lineage: Eukaryota; Metazoa; Chordata; Mammalia; Eulipotyphla; Erinaceidae
Gene: LPGAT1
Product: lysophosphatidylglycerol acyltransferase 1
Exons: 8
Coding region: 177-1280 (367 amino acids)
Cellular component (GO): endomembrane system
Molecular function (GO): acyltransferase activity
Source: RefSeq, a predicted model, not a curated record